CGGUGAGCCCGCGUUUCGAACAAAAAGUUCUGGAAGGAAAUUGCCGAGAAGGCGAAGAUGAAGGGAUAAAAAUACGAUAUAUCUCGUGAUCGACGCUGAAAAUUAAGCAAAAUGGGUCAGAUGUGUGGAGUACACUGCUCAUGUUGGACUAUGUGUAGCUGUUGUUGCAAAGGCACGGCACCUCCGAGAUAUGCAAAGUAUACCGCCGAUUCUGAUGUCGACUUCGAUAAAAUUGUUGGUGAUUUGUUGGAGUUAGAUCCUAUACAAUUUGACAGAGAAACUGGGAUGUCCAAAAUAAGGAUAUGGAUUGAGUCGAUUAUACCUAUAGCAGGGCUACCUCAGAGUUUCAUUGCUGUCAGCCAAGCGAAAUGCAUAAAGUACUGGCAAGCUAUUCAGAGCAAACCCGCGGCUAAACUCAGUGGAUCUUACGUGCGAUUUCUGUUUGAAAAGAGGGACAAUGGAGAGUUACCAAGACUGUUAAUCGAGCACAAAGGCAAAUCAGUCAUCGUUAGAAGCCCGGGAGAAAACUCAAGAUUAAAGCCAAGUUCCAAAGAUCCCGAAGUGCACGUCUAGGAACUAAUGUUUUAUUUAAUUUUCAAUUUUUAACGUAUGCGGGACGCUGUUUAUCUGCUAUGGAUUACAUUCUAUUAUUUGAAAAAGCCAGAACAGAUGAUUUUGAGAUUGUUUCCAUGAAUAUUUUAGAUAAUUUGAAGUAUUUAUUCAAAACUUAAUGCUUGUAAUCUAACGCAAGGGCAAAUGGAUUUUUAAAAUUGUUCUAAUUUAUUGAAGGCUUGAAAAGGCUUUUUAAAGCCUUUAAAAAGCGUACGUCAGAAGUUGCUCAUAUGAAGGAAAACUGUUAGUAAUGAAUUUGUUAUAUUAUUUGAACAUUUUAUUAUCAAGAUUCGCUACUCAAAAUGAUGAUGAAAUAGUAUGAAUGGCAAAAUGUUUUACAGUAGCAGACUUAACACAAUAAUGUUGUUUGAAAGUUUUGCACAAUUGUGCCGUUGGCCCAAAAUAGCUUGAUACAAAUCAAUAAACUUACAUAAUAGUU
Nematostella vectensis (starlet sea anemone) is the source of this 1051-nucleotide messenger RNA. RefSeq lists its product as uncharacterized. The coding region runs from base 112 to 573 and encodes 153 amino acids. NCBI's taxonomy places the organism in Eukaryota, Metazoa, Cnidaria, Anthozoa, Actiniaria, Edwardsiidae. The record is from RefSeq and is a predicted model, not a curated record. The transcript has a single exon.